AAACACAGAGACCCCAAAAAAGAAAAAGAACACCCAAACGCGAAAGACGAAUCCGAAGAAGAAAGGGAAGAAACGCGAGACGCGAAACGCGAAAAAUCGUUGGAAUCGCGAUGAGCGAGCACCCACGGUUGCAGAACCUGCGUUCCACUGCACAAGUUCUCAGAGAAGCAACUUCGUCGUUCUCUUCGAACCUCGUAACGUUCCUUUUGCUUUCGCUUCUCAUACUUUCGUUUCGCACCGUUGUGGAGAACGGAACCUCUCAUGUGACCUCCUUUAUCGACCGCGAUCCUUCCCUCAAGGCUUUACUCUCACGCCUCGACCUCGCCGGAAACGGCCCCAACCACCACGGCGGGCGCCUGCGCCAUGACGCUUCUUCCUCCAUCCACCGUCACCGCCACCACCUCCACCGCCGCCGCCGUCCCUUUCUCCACCUCACAAGAGUCGGAACCCUAGAUGAUGACUUCUUCUCCGGCGACGACGACGACGGCCGCACGCUCUUCGGCUCUGCUCCUAAAUCCGCCAUCAACGGCAGUCAUGUCUUCUUCGGACCCUUCAGUCUCGAAUCAGGGUUCUCGGAUCUCGUCAUUGACGAUGGAAUUAGGGUUUCGGAGGUAGUUCGCUCUGGAAUCACGUUCAAAGCCGACGGGUUAACUUUCGCCAGCGAUGAUAAAGAGCGCGGUAGCUACGAGGAGGAAGAAGAAAGAGGAGAUAAAGAUGAGAAGAAGAAGAAGAAGAGCGAGAAGGGUGAUUUAGGGAAUGGAGGGCAAGAAAUCGAGAAAAGUGUCGACCUUCAAUUCUUUGUAAAAGGGUUGGAAGUUGGUCGCCGUGACGCGGCCGCACUGUUUUUCCUUGUGAGCUUUCUCUCUGCCGCUUAUGGAUGGGUAAUUUUGGUUUUCCUUGUUACGUAUUCGUGGGUACUAGGUGUUGUGUUUGUUGCUGUUGUUAAUGAUCUUGUAGGAAGAUUUUGUUCUGUCACUGGUUUGAUCUGGGAUGGUUCCAGAUUGGGACUCAAGAGGCUCUCUGGUUUCAUCCUUAUGCGGUGGGCUGUGAGGGAUGCAUUGACUCAGCUUCUGGGUUUGUGGUAUUUUGGGGAGAUUGAGGACCAGUACUCGUUCUUCAAGCUGUUUGUUAGGUUGAAAUUGAUGCCAUUUUCGGUUAUGUCGCCGUGGGUUAGAGGCUUUGAGAAGGAGAUUUCUGGGUUCUUGUUCACUUGGUUUUUGGUUGAUACCUUUGUGGCUUUUAUAUUCUCUGUUGAUGCAUGGGUUGCCAUAGCGGAUACUAGGAGGAGUGGGAGGGAGAUUGUUAAGGAAGGAUGUUAUUUGAUAACUACAAUGUUGAACCAGGCUAUACAGAUUAAGUGCCUGGAAGCUAUACUUUGUGGGUCGAUGAUGAGGUGGAUUUUAGGCCGGUAUUGUGGGAGGUCUUUUGCCAAGAUGUUUCAGUCGACUAUGGAGGUUUACUUCAUGGUUGCUUGGCUUGUGUUUUACUUUGCGGCUAGAUGCAGGGAUGCGAGUCUACAGGGUAGGAGAUUUGGGCACCGAGAAUUGGAGGGAAUAAUUGAUGGUCAUAGAUGAUACUUGACGGUGAUUAGAUGACAGCUUGUCAUGCAGGGUUUUGUUCUCUAAGUGUAAUGAACUAAUGAACAAUUAGCAGCAAUCUUUCACUGGUUUAUAUCCAACUUCAGCAGUCUGUCUACCAAUACUGCUGAUCUGUAGUUUUGUCACCAAGAGUGUGUGCAAUGUGCCUUGCCUGAAGGCCAAUAUACUUCUUGUGUAUAUUCUGAAUGAGGAUUCUUCAUCUGUAUAUUAUUCAUGAAAUCAUUCAAUUAGUUCACACAUUAUGUGUUGGUGAUGAUGAUAGUCACAGAUUACAAUGUUUGAGAAAUGGGGAAUGGACGAAUGGUAAUGUUUUUUCUCCAUGCAACAUGGAGUUUUGUUAUGAUGACCAAUGUAGCUAUGUAGCUUGUUUUUUUUAUUUGAUGUUAAUGUUACAUAUUUUCGUGAA
Arachis duranensis is the source of this 2004-nucleotide messenger RNA. RefSeq lists its product as uncharacterized. Lineage: Eukaryota; Viridiplantae; Streptophyta; Magnoliopsida; Fabales; Fabaceae. Bases 111 to 1574 code for a protein of 487 amino acids. The transcript has a single exon. The record is from RefSeq and is a predicted model, not a curated record.